AUAAAUUUUCUAUCAUGAAGAUCUCGGAGACAACCAUUCAGUGAUGCUUAUGUGCACCAUGGAGACAGCCAUCAUUCCCAGACCACCAGCACUUCCUUCCCUUCCUGGAUUUACCUCUUCACCCCCUCCACCGCCUCUCCCUGAACCAAAUCAACCAAAACCGCCUGAAAUUCCUUCAAAGUCACCAACGGGUCCUCCUCCUCCAAAACCUCCUAAUUUAACAUCACCAGAAAUUACUUCUUUCAAACCUCCUCCAACUCCUCCAAAAAAUUCGUCUUUCUGCACAAGUACCCAAAAUUAUUCCAAAACUACUUCAAAUUCAUCAAAAUCCCACGACUAUUCGAGUGUGAAAAGUAGCAAAAGUACGGGUUCCAAUGGGUUUCGACUUGUGGACGACAACUGUGAUUCCGGUAGUGUAUACAGUGCUUACAAACAGAAAAUCGAUCAAAUGUUCGAUUCCGACUCUAGUUUGAACACUAAAAAUAGUGCGCAAGUCAGGAUUGACAAGAUGUUUUCCGAAGUUCCUAAAGAUAUCAAGAUAGAAGAGGAUAGUGUUGGUGUGCACAGUUUCACUGUUGACUAUUUAGGUUCGGUACCUCUGAACGAUAAGGUGACUAGUCUUGCUGGUCUUCAGGGGCCCUUGAAAGAUCUUUAUUUCGCUUAUAAGAAAAUAACUAAACCUAGAAAGAUGCUCACUGGGAGAUUGGAGAUAUCUAGUCAGGGACUGAGGGUGCAGUAUCAGGGAGAAAAAGGUGACUUGGAGCAGAUGAACUCAUUUCCUACCAUAGCCGUUUGGUCAGCUGUGAAAUUUGUGAUAAACGACCACGACUCCUCUAGGAUAUCAUAUGCUUUUCUUCCCCUCAUCACCGAUCCAGAUAAUAUCGAUAAAAGAACGCUUUUCAGAAAUCUGGACAUACACGAAGGAAAAUACAUAAAUGUCGAUGACCAUUCACCUCUAUUCGCUGUGGUAAUGAGGAAGAUCGGCAUACAUAAGCAACUAGAGUGCCAUGGUUUCGUUUGCCAAACAUCCGAGGAUGCGAUAGUUAUAGCAGCAACUCUAUAUAAGUCCUUGAUGUCUCAAAUGAAGGCCAAAGCAAAGAAACCCAAGAACAGAAACGGAGUGACUUGCAUGUCGAUAGCUUCAAGUGUAUACAAUGAAAAUUGCAGCAAUGGACCUCCUGUUAGGCCGCCUAGAAGAAAAAGAAGCACUACCUCUUCCAUUAUAAGUGACACAGAAAUGUCUAAUUUAGAUCAAUCUUCAGAUACUCAACCGCUGCUGCAAUCGGCCACAACAAAGAUUCCGAAGAAAAGUACAAAGACGAAGAAAGCGCCCAGUGCUCCUUCGACGAAACAAGAAGACUUAGAUGCCAUAACUCCCUAUGAGGAACCCGUAAAAGUAACCGAAAUGCGCAGCCAAAGUGACAACGCCGACAAUUCUAACGAAAAUGAUGAGAUCAAGGAGAUCAAACCUCCAACAUUCACUGAUAAAAUCAGUACGUUCAUGAGCCGGGAACAGAAGCAGAUCACAGCUGAAAUAAAACAGAUGAUGGGUGGAAACAACGAUACCCAGACGGGUUUAAAAAGGCUACAGAGUCUGAGGAGAAAAAACGAAAUAGUGAGAAAAAAAGAAAACUCAGGGGAUAUAUUGACCAAAGUCACUAUUCCAAGAUCUGGCAGUUUUCUCAAUGCUGGUGGACUGACCAGAUACAAAUCUAAAGUGACGAGAAGAACCCUCUUUUCCAGAGCAAAUGGCCAAGCAAGCGGUGGAUCACCUAUAGGGUUCAACGAGCUCUUCAGUGAGUUUCGUCAGCACGAGGGCCUCCACUCCAUGGACGAAAUACUUGGAGUAAUCAUCGACUCCAAUGGAAUGUCCUUCAACGAUCUCAAGCCCAUAUACAAGGAGUUUCUAUUAAAACUAUCCGUGACACUAACAAAAGAUGAACUGUAUCAAAGAUCAAAAUCCAUAAUGAGGCGACAGAAGAAAAAAAUCCUCAAGAAGACUCAGGUCAAAUCUCACCGCUUGAAAAUUGGAGGGAAAUUUAGAAGACUGAAAUUGAUACUGCGAAAGAAUUUCAGGCUGAGGUUGUGCAGAAAAACGAAGAAACACAAAUUGAACAUAGAAUCUGCCCAAACGAAACUACCGGAGAGUUCUAUAUCGUCAUCUUCCUACGAUACUAGGCAUUUUACACCUAAAGAAGAAAUACAAACCACGAAAAAGCAGGUGCAGAAGAAGAAAUCUCAUGACUCGAGAGCCAAGAGAGACAGGUUAAGUACAUCCGAAGAAAGUGAUUUUUUGUCAGUGAGAAGGCCUAAAGCACCGAAUGCACUUAACGUUAACCCACAUAGAAACUCUUCUAGCGGUUAUGUUUCCUGUUCAGAUUGUUCAUAUGACAGUGACAGCUGUACGUGUACUUCAGCAGAUAAAUGUUACUGUAGUUUGGGAAACAAACAGUACAAUAAGAAAAAGUGCAAAUCCAAACAAGACAACCUACCUAACGAUAAUUGUCCCUGUCUCGAUGGUACCUUGACAUUUUGUGGCUGCGAUACAGACAGUUGCACCGAGAGCAACAAAUGUUAUUGUCCAAGAUCCCAGAAAACAACACCCAUACUUGAGCAACUCAAACAGAAAGGCAUCGUACCCCAACCUGAAAAACAUAGAAAAUUAUGCAAGAAAAGCUCCAACACAAAAAGCACCAAAAGUUUAGAAUACCUUCGUUACCCUGGUGAUUCUUACUACGAUAGACUGAAAACAUUGUCAAGACCAAUAGACCCCUACUAUAGUUAUAACUACAGCCAGGGUGGCAACAGAGGACAAAGGUAUAGUGAACCUGUACAGUACGACCUAUUUUCUAAUUAUGAAGACUUCCGGAAGUACAAAGGUGUUGGAAUGUUUCCUAGAGCUUUGAGCGAAUCAGAACGAAUUGGAUUGCUUAAACAAAGUUCUUCGAGAGCCUACAAGUCAACCAAAUAUGGAUCCAACAAAAAAGAAAUGAAAUUACAAGAUGCCACCAUAGCUUCUUCAGCAACUUGCCACGAAGCUCUGUCAGUCAAGAAAACUGCAGAAAUAGCAGCUCUUUUUGCCGACUUGAAGCUGAACCAAACAACGGACUUGAAACACUUGGACAGGUUCGAAAGAUCAAUGAACCCUGUUGUAGCGUCGAAUAACAUUUACAAUAGUUUCAAAAGCCACGGUUCCGUACCUUGCAGAAACUUAACAUACGCUGACAUCCAAACUAAAGCACAUCAUGGACGUAUGAUACAAAACACUCUGUACAGCAGCGGCAGGAAUUUCUACAAAUCAACAAACCCGCAGCUGUUCAGCUCAAAAAAUGGUUUGUAUACUAUUCAGAGUCAAUCAGAUGACUCGAGAAGAUCUAGUAUCGGUAACAGAAAAGAGGACCCAAGAAAUUACCUCCAUGGAAAUCAUCAUUAUCAUAUGUUGGAUGGUGACAUCAAUAGCUUAGAGAAUUCCCUUGGGUACUUGCCAUGACAUAUUUGGAGCUUUUUAUCGAGUGUAAAAAAUUGUAAAUCAAAUGGUGAAAGCUCUUAUAUAAUUGAUUUUAUUAAUUCUGAAAUUGUCAAUUAUUUCUCUCAACUUUCUUCAGAAUCCUUCAAUAAUUUUUGAAGUUGUACACUGUAUAUUAGUAUAUUAAUAAAAUUUGAUAUCUCAUGUAUAAUAAUAAUAUGUAGUCCGAAGUUUAUGUUGAAAAUAUUUUAUGAAGGUUACUUGUAUAUAAAAAUUGGGGUGAUUUUUUGGUGAUUGGACGGGAUUCUUAGAGAUUAAAUAUAACAUAUUAUGUUUACAAUAUAAUCUCUCUAUUUGUUGAUAUUGAAAAUUUAUUCCAUUUUAUUGAAGGAGUUCAUCGUUCUUUAACAAUUAAAAAUAGGGAACCUGGUGUUUACUUGCUCGCUUUUCAUAUUACCAUGUUCAUUCUUCUAAGACUUCUCUUAUCUGUAAUCUGUAUCUAAUCUGUAUAAUAUUACGAUUCUUUUAUUAUAUUAGUGAUAAUUCUACUGUGCAAUAUUAAAUCAAAGAUAUUUUAUUUCAAAUUUUGGGACAAGUGCAAUUUUUUGUCAAUUUUUUCCAAUAAAAGUUUACUUUAUUUA
Harmonia axyridis is the source of this 4107-nucleotide messenger RNA. RefSeq lists its product as uncharacterized. Bases 44 to 3490 code for a protein of 1148 amino acids. Lineage: Eukaryota; Metazoa; Arthropoda; Insecta; Coleoptera; Coccinellidae. The transcript has 7 exons. The record is from RefSeq and is a predicted model, not a curated record.